This is a messenger RNA of Pipistrellus kuhlii (Kuhl's pipistrelle), 550 nucleotides long. Its product is annotated as lymphocyte antigen 6D. Lineage: Eukaryota; Metazoa; Chordata; Mammalia; Chiroptera; Vespertilionidae. Bases 14 to 535 code for a protein of 173 amino acids. The transcript is spliced from 4 exons. The record is from RefSeq and is a predicted model, not a curated record. Gene Ontology annotation, biological process: lymphocyte differentiation. Gene Ontology annotation, cellular component: cell surface.
GCUCCGGCGCCUCAUGCCCGGGACCUCGUUCCGCCCGAUGUCCUGGACCCUGGGGUUCCUCCAGGUCCCCAACCAGUUAUUCCAGCAGCUUCCCCUCAGCGGCGUCCGGGCUAUAAGGCCUCCGGAGGCGAGGCCCCAGCUCCCCACGCACCACACCGCCAUGAAGACAGCCCUGCUGCUCCUCGUCGUCCUGGCUGCGGCCCUGGGCCCAGCCCGGGCCCUGCGCUGCCACGUGUGCAGCAGCUCCACCAACUGUAAGAAGCCGCAGAGCUGCCCCGCCAGCGCCCGCUUCUGCCGCACCAUGACCAGCGUGGAGCACCUGACGGGGAACCUGGUGGAGAAGGACUGCGCCGACACCUGCCGGGCCACCUACACACAGCCGGGCCAGGUGAGCGGGGGCGCGGCCGCCACCCAGUGCUGCCAGCAGGACCUGUGCAACGAGAGGCUCGUCAGCGGCGCGCCCCGCCCGCCCGCCGCGCUGGGCCUGGGGCUGGCGCUGGGCCUCCUGGCCCUCACCGCGGGCCUCGGCCUGUGAGCCCCGCUGCCCCGC